GUUUGUUGAUAUGGGGAUAAAGGCAUUAAGCCUAUGAGCCUCGUUUGAAACCUUCCUUGUAAUUGAUUCCUUGGUUCUUGGUCCUGGCAAUUCUAACGUCAAGAAUUUUGCUAAUGUUAACGGCUCUUGCUAGCGGUGUAUACUCGUGGUAGAUAUCAGGCUUCUUUUUGUUUAAGCUCAGAAUAUCGCAUAUAUUACCUUCGCAUCUGAAAGACAUCGUAAAAUUCUUUCGUUUCAUUGAAGCUUGCUUCCUUGUUUCACAUGCACAGCUCUAAUUUUUUAAUGUCAUUUUUUUAUACCUUAGACAAGUAUUUUGAGCCCUUCAAUAUGCAUUUAAAUUAGUCUGGCCAAUUUUUAUAUCCGAAAUAGUGUAUCAUGUAAUAUGGCUUGUUUGACAUUAUUGGCCUUACGAAAUUUAAAGUUAAAUAUCGGCAACACCGGUGUUUGUUAUGUUAAGUAGGUGAAAUAAUAAAUCGACGUUUUCAUGUAAAAUGCUUCUCUGAAAUACGAAUGGUUAAUCUGUCGUACGUUUAAUUAAAAACUUUAUCAUGAUCGAAAAUCAGAUCAUGAAUAAUUUAAUUGUAGUAAACAUGGAUGCAUAUCCUUGCGAUGCUGAUAUAGCUAAUAUGGAUUCGUUUCCUUCCGAUGCUGAUAUAGUUAAUAUGAUAGAUUCAUUUUCUUGCGAGGCUGAUAUAGCUAAUAUAGAUUCAUUUUCUUGCGAUGCUGAUAUAAUUAAUUUAGAUGCAUUUCCUUGUGAUGAUGGUGCAGUGAAAGUGGAUGAAUUGCCAGAUAGUGCUGAUAUAAUUAGUUUGACUGCAGUGCUUAGUGGUGCUGAUGUAGAUGAAAUGAAAUUUCCGUGCGAUGUUUGUAAUCAGCACUUUAAAAAUAAAUCGCAGCUUGCGGAGCAUUCUCUCACUCACAUAGAAUUAAAACCAUAUGCCUGUAAAAUUUGCAAGAAACGUUUCCGACAAAAAAAUUACCUUCGAAAUCAUUCAUAUACUCAUUCAGAAAUAAAAUCCUUUUCUUGUAGUGUCUGUAAAAAGCUUUUCAAAGUUGAGCGAGAUCUUAAGCUACACUAUAAAACACACACAGGAGAAAAACAAUUUAAACCUUUUGUAUGUGAGGUUUGUAAAAAAGGGUUUACUCGCAAGCGUCACCUUGAAGAGCAUGAACUUACUCAUACAGGUGAAAAACCAUUUGCUUGUGAAGUGUGUAAGAAAUGCUACAGAGUUAAAAGUCAACUUUAUUAUCACAUGCGAUCGCAUUCAGCAGAGAAACCAUAUAAGUGUGAAAUUUGUAAGAAAGCCUUUACAAAAAAGUGUAGCCUUCAAGUACAUUAUGUGAAGCAUAGACGUGGAGAGUAUUUUGCUUGUGGGGAAUGUGAUAAAACAUUUACAAACAAAGAACAAUUUAAUGAACAUAGCAUUUCACACACUGGGAAAAAACCAUAUGCGUGUGAUGUGUGUAGGAAGUGUUUCGGUAACAGAAAAAAUCGCGAUAUGCAUUUUCUUACACAUUCCUUAGGAAAACCUUAUGCAUGUGAUGUUUGUGAUAAAACAUUUACAAAAAGGGAUGCACUUAAAAUUCAUUCUAGAACACAUACUGGAGAUAAACCAUUUAAAUGUACGUUUUGUGAUAAAGGUUUCUUACGUAAAGAUUCUCUUGAAGAGCAUCAUCGUGUCCAUACAGGAGAAAAACCUUAUAUAUGUGAUAUAUGCAAGAGAGGUUUUAGUCAAAAAAAUAAUCUCGAAAGACAUAUAAAAACGCAUGCCAAGGAAAAAUAUGUUUGUACUGUUUGCAAUAAAAAUUUUGCAGAUAAAGAGAAAUUAACAGCACAUACCUGUACCCAGUCGCAGUCUGAUCCAUAGCGAAGCUUUCAAUUUAAAAGUAUUGGCUAUGUUUUAAAAACUACAAGCAGGAAACUGCAUAUCUCUAGUAUGUUUUAUGACAUAGCUUUUGCAAAAAUUAAUUUUUUGUUAAACAUAAAGCUUUUUUCAAAGAAAUUUAAUGUUACUGUAUAAAAUAUCACAAUAAUAUAAUUUUAUAUAUAUAAAUAAUAUUAACAACAAUAAACUCUUUUUGAGCUAUGAGAAAUAUUUUAAAUAAUAUUAACUUUGGCAUUUUCUGAUUAUCUCUACUUCCCACCAAAAAGUCAUAAACUCAUUGCUGACUUCAGAGAGCAUCCACAAACUUGUAAGUAACUUUGGAGAGGUACGUUUGUUUGGAUAUAUUUACAUUUUUUCAACAACACAUCUAGUGCAAUCUAUUUUUACUUUCUUGUACAAAGUAAAGGAAGUAUUGUAAUCACGAAAAAUUUCAGAUUUGAACGGAAAUAUCCAUUUUAACUAUAUUUUUGUGCGACAUCUGUGCAUAUAUGCAGAAUAGAAGACUGUUUUUUUCCAAAACCUAUAGUAUAAUGGCUUCAAAAGUGACUGCUGUAACAUUUAGUUGUGCAUCUCCCUUUUUUCAUUGCAACACCAUUACUGAGUGUGUGUAGGUAUGUAUAUAUAUAUUGUAAUAUAUACAAUAUGUAUAUUUACAUACACAUAUUCAGUAUAUUUAUAUGUAUGGAUAAUGAAGUUAAAAGUCAGAACUUAAAUUAAAUAUAAAUUUAGUUAAAAAAUAUAUAAAGCUCUACCUAUCUCUGUCUCCAGGAAAUGGUUACGAAAACUGAGUAAACACAAGUGAAGGGUACAAUAAAAAAAGUAAAUGAUUGAAGAAAAUUUUGAAAACUACAGAACAUGAGACUAAAAAAAUACAAAUUGCAAUAAAAUUGCCCGAAAAAUUAAUCUCCUCUGUUUAACACUUCAAACAGAACUUCUCAAGGGAAAAGUGUUUUGAAGCCUUAAAAUAAGUUGAUUAAUGAGUUUCGAAUACGUGUUUUGUUCCUCUGGAUCAUUUGAGACUUUAAACCACUUUUUCAAAAUUUAAAUCGUAAAUUUUAAUGUAUACUGGGUGAUUCUAAAUUGUUUUUGCAAAUUGAGAGGAGUGAUAGUAUUCUUCCAGAUGAGCAGUAAUUACCAUAGAACAUAGGGUCGCAUUUUUCUCUGAGAGGCAGAAAAUAGAUAUACAGUCAAAAGUCGUUAAUUCGGACACCCAUAAUCCGGAC
This is a messenger RNA of Stegodyphus dumicola, 3109 nucleotides long. RefSeq lists its product as uncharacterized. NCBI's taxonomy places the organism in Eukaryota, Metazoa, Arthropoda, Arachnida, Araneae, Eresidae. The record is from RefSeq and is a predicted model, not a curated record.